GUAAAGUUAACAGGGCAUAAUGUGAAUGAAACAUCUAAUGCCGCAGAGAAUGAUAGUUAUCAGUUAAAUUCUGAUGAAGAUAUGAUGAACAAUUUCUCCGGGUCUAAAGAUGGUGAUAGAACUGAAGGAAGGUUACUUGAAGAGCAACAAAGGCCACGCGGAAAGACACGCGGAAGACCAUGUGGGAGUUCACGUGGAAGUUCGCGUGGAAGUUCACACGGAAGUUCUUCGCGCGGAAGACCAUGCGGAAGUUCUUCGCUGAAAAAAGCCAUUGAUUUCAUUGCGGAAUCAUGGGACAAUGUAAGUAACACAACUAUUCAAAACUGUUGGAACAAGACAAAAAUUCUUCCAAACACAAAUGAGGCAAACGUAGAAACCACAGAUCAACAUACCAGAAGUGAUGCUCUAUUAGAAAAUGAGAAAAUCGAAGAAAUAGUUGCAAGAUUACCAGAUGAAAGCUUUUAUGCGCCGGAGACUGCCCAAGCCAUAUCAACGUAUUUACAAAUAAUUGAUGAAUCUAUUGCUACAGAAGAACUACUCAAUGAUAAGGAAAUUACCAUUGUUCACUAUGAAGAACAGGAAAGUUCAGAGUCAAAUCUCUCUCUUGAAGAAUUAGGAUUUUUAAGAAAACUACUCAGGGAAUAUAAAUGUGUAUAUGAAAAGUCAAAGAAACAAACCAAAAUUACUAGUUUUUUUAACUUUCAAGACUCACGUUUCUAUUCUCAAGAUUCACCCUUUCAAGACCAAUAUUCUCAAGAUCAAGAUUCACAUUUUCAAGAUCCGUAUUAUCAAGAUACAUAUUCUCAAGAUAUGUAUUCUCAAGGCUCAUAUUCCCAAGAUUCGGAUUCACAAGAAUUAUAUUCGCAAGAUUCGUAUGUUCAAGAUUCGUUUUAUUCUCAAGAUUCAUAUUUCUAA
Messenger RNA from Dentiscutata heterogama, 915 nucleotides. The record is from the annotation of a GenBank genome assembly. NCBI's taxonomy places the organism in Eukaryota, Fungi, Glomeromycota, Glomeromycetes, Diversisporales, Gigasporaceae.